Messenger RNA from Linum tenue, 171 nucleotides. The record is from the annotation of a GenBank genome assembly. Lineage: Eukaryota; Viridiplantae; Streptophyta; Magnoliopsida; Malpighiales; Linaceae.
AUGACGGCGACGAGGAGAGUUGUGGUUCCGCUGCGGUGUUUGAAGGAUCCCCAGUUCGUGAAGCUGUUGGAGCAGGCGGCGGAUGAGUACGGGUUCCGGUGUCAAGGUACCGUCGCCGUGUGCUGCCGGCCGGCGGACUUGGAGAGGGUUCUGGCUUGCUGCUUCCGUUGA